This is a messenger RNA of Neltuma alba, 357 nucleotides long. Its product is annotated as transcription factor bHLH19-like. Gene Ontology annotation, molecular function: protein dimerization activity. The coding region runs from base 1 to 357 and encodes 118 amino acids. The record is from RefSeq and is a predicted model, not a curated record. Lineage: Eukaryota; Viridiplantae; Streptophyta; Magnoliopsida; Fabales; Fabaceae. The transcript has a single exon.
AUGCCGUUGGACAAAGUGACUAUACUGGACGAAGCUAUCAAAUACAUGAAACAACUUCAAGAACGUGUAAGAGAACUAGAGAAAGAUCCAUCACUGACAGCCGUAAAGAGAAUUGAGUGUUGUGAGAAUGACGACGACUUCUAUGAGGUCAAUGAAGAACUGCCUAAGAUUGAGGUUAGAGUUGCAGAGAACCAAAUGUUUAUGGGAAUCCAUUGCGAGAAACAGAAGGGCAUUGAGUUCAAAAUAUUGAGUUUGCUUGAGAAUUUUCACCUCUCUGUCUCCAGUAGCAGCGUCUUGCCAUUUGGAAAAUCCACUCGUAGCAUUACUAUUAUUGCGCAAGUAGCGAUGUGCAAAUAA